This is a messenger RNA of Hemiscyllium ocellatum (epaulette shark), 4537 nucleotides long. It is a transcript of the gene sned1, whose product is annotated as sushi, nidogen and EGF-like domains 1. The coding region runs from base 98 to 3895 and encodes 1265 amino acids. NCBI's taxonomy places the organism in Eukaryota, Metazoa, Chordata, Chondrichthyes, Orectolobiformes, Hemiscylliidae. Gene Ontology annotation, molecular function: calcium ion binding; Notch binding. The record is from RefSeq and is a predicted model, not a curated record. Gene Ontology annotation, biological process: cell-matrix adhesion. The transcript is spliced from 28 exons.
CCCCUCAGUGCAACACAGACAUACACACACACACAGAGACACACAUAGACAAACCCUCCAGGUGAGACGGGCUGCCCAUUGCCUGGGACCGUGCAGGAUGGAGCUGCGGCUCGGAGCGCUGCUAGCGGCCGGAGUUGUGCUGGGGCUACUGGAAGGGAUCUCCGGAUUGGUGCCGCUGAGCGACUUCUACCCGUUCGGGCCGGAGCACGGGGACUCGGUCAAUGCCAAAGUGGAUGACGGAGGCUCGGGGCUGGUGGAGAUCUCUCUCGGCUUCCCUUUCUUCGGGGAUAAGCACUCUGGGCUUUACGUGAACAACAAUGGGAUUAUAUCAUUCCUGAAAGAGGUGUCGCAGUUCACUCCAGUGGCAUUUCCCAUCUCUAAUGACCGACGGGUGGUGGCGGCAUUCUGGGCAGAUGUGGACAAUCGGCGAGCUGGUGACGUCUUCUACAGGGAGACAAAAGACCCUGCCACACUGCAGAGCACAACAGACGAUAUCAGGAUGUACUUUCCAGAGCUGAAGGACUUCAACUCCAAGUGGGCACUUGUGGCCACUUGGUAUAAAGUGACAUUCUUCGGAGGAAGCACAUUCUCACCGGUCAACACCUUCCAGAUUGUCCUGGUCACAGAUGGAGAAUUAUCCUUCACUAUCUUCAACUAUGAAAACAUCACCUGGACGACGGGGAUGCAUGCGAGCAGCGGUGGGGAUUUCGCCGGCCUGGGGGGUAUCGCUGCCCAGGCAGGUUUCAAUGCCGGAGAUGGGAAACGCUACUUCAACAUUCCCGGAUCACGCACGGACGACAUCGUGGAUGUCGAGACGACAACGAACGUCGGCGUUCCCGGUCGCUGGGUAUUCCAGAUCCACGAUGCACAAGUAGAAGUAGGCGGCUGCAACAAUACAGCCUCGGUGUGCUUGAACCUGCGACCAUGUCUCAACGAUGGAAGGUGCAUAGAUGACUGCAUCACCGGAAACCCAUCGUAUACAUGUUCAUGUCGUGCAGGAUUCACGGGCAGGAGGUGUCAGAUAGAUGUCAACGAGUGCUCCUCAUAUCCCUGUCACAACGGUGGGACGUGCAGAGAUGGACAGAAUGCCUUCACCUGCCAGUGCCUUGCUGGGUUCACCGGAGCACUCUGCGAAACAGAUAUCAAUGACUGUGUAUUAAAUGAAUGCCAGAAUGGAGCCACGUGUAUCGAUGGGAUUGAUAGGUACCACUGUGAAUGUUCGGUUGGGUUUAUUGGAAAACACUGCGAAAUUGCUGACUCCUUAUGUAACACCAGAGUGUGUCUAAAUGGUGGUGCUUGUGAAGCAGACAAUGGAACUGCAGUGUGUAUCUGUCAGAAGGGCUACACUGGGGAGAACUGUGAAAAUGAGACUAACAUCUGUGACUCCAACCCAUGCUUAAAUGGAGGAGAGUGCAUCGACCUGGUCAGUAAUUACACAUGUCUGUGCCCUUUGUCAUACGCAGGAAAGCAUUGUGAGACAGGUGGGCCCACUGUCGCCCCAAGUGUCUGUCGGCCAAGUCCAUGUCAGAACGGGGGCAAAUGCAAAGAGAAUGAUGACGACGAUGAUGGCUACCUCUGUGACUGCCCUGAAGGAUUUACCGGCCGUAACUGUGAGAAUGAGGUGCUCCAGCCCUGUAAUGCCCACCAUCAAUGCCCACAUGGUGCUUCCUGCACUGAAUAUGGAGGGACCUACCGUUGUAUCUGCCCACAAGGACCCAGUGGGAAAGAUUUGAUGCCAUCCCCAUGUGACUCUGACCCCUGUCAGAGAGGAGGGACUUGCAAUGAACAAGAUGGCUCCUAUACCUGUCAGUGUCCACCGGGCUUCAGCGGGCAACGCUGUGAGAAAGAAAGACUCCGCUCUUGUGUGUCUAAUCCAUGCCGGAAUGGUGGAACCUGCAAGGAGGCUCACGGAACUUAUCAGUGCAUUUGUCUGUAUCGCUUCACUGGCAAGAACUGUGAGACGGGUAAGCCAGAUCCAUGUUCAUCCAGCCCAUGCCAGAAUGGGGGCACGUGCUUCCAUUACAUUGGGAAAUACAAGUGUGAAUGCCCAAGAGGAUUCACUGGACGGCACUGUGACACAGAGGUGGACUGUGGGAUCCCCAGCGAGGUGAAGCAUGCUGAGGUGCUCAUCUCUUCAACCAAGUAUGGCUCAGUCGCUCAGUAUAUUUGCGAAGCAGGAUACACAGUACAGCCCAGCCCAGGAGAGAGCACCUGUCGAUUGGAUGGAAGGUGGAGUGAAGCACCAACCUGUGAAGUUGUGAAUCCUUGUGUUCUAAGCCCCUGUGGUGCUCGUGGUUUCUGCCGCACUGUAAAUGAAUCGUAUAUCUGCACUUGUAAAGUUGGAUACUCAGGAAAACACUGUGACGCAGAACUUGCCCCACCAGCAGCCCUGAAGGUGGAAAGAUCAGAGGGUAAUGAGAUUGAAAUCUCAUGGCAAGCCCCAGAGAUGGACAGUGCACAGGAGCUGAUCGACGGCUUUGCAGUAACCUACACAUCCUAUGAUGGAAAAGUGCGCAAGACUGACUUUGUCAACAAAAGCAGAUCACGACACCGGUUGAGACCACUCUCCCCAGGAAGACUUUACAAUAUUUCUAUUUUUUCAGUCAAGCGAAAUGUCAAUCAGAACGAUAUCAGCAAGCCCGCUCUGCUCCUUGUGUGGACAAAACCUGGUCCAAUUGGAAACCUGUCUGUCGUGAAUGUCACUGCAUCCAGCAUAUCCGUCACCUGGUCUUUACAUAAUCCAAAGCAGUCGCUUGUCAGCGCUAUCCGGCUCUCUCUGAAGUCCCCCGACUCAGCUGAAGAAACAACUGUUUUGCUGGGGUCUAACCUCACGCACUACACCUUUCGGGACCUUUCUCCAGGAGAAUUCUAUACAGUGGAGGCCAUGCCGCAGAUGAGUCUCGACACUCAGGAAAGCUUUUUGGAGGGUCUCGCAGCUCCACCCCUGCCUGUGUGGACACGGCCACCGCCUCCUCAGAACCUUGUGCUGGCUGGUGUUACAACAACAACAGCAAGGCUACGCUGGAAUAGCCCGCUGACUGGCCCAAGUAACGGUUACAUUCUCAAUAGCACAACCCCUUGUGAAAUGAAAAGCCGCUACAUUCCCAAUGGAAAGUUAACGGCCUACACACUCCGCGACCUGGGGGCUGGACGGAGGUACAAACUGGCACUAAUGGCAGUGCGAGACACCAAGAGGGGAAAGCUAUUAAGUGACCCUGCCUAUCUGAAUGUCAGCACAUUGAGAAUUCAAAGUAACACGAGGCAAGGGGAAACGCAAGGAUACUCGAAGGAGAAGACAGAUCCUGAGGAGUGUGGCAUGUACAAUAAUAAGCUGCAUGUCACACUACAACCUGAUGAGGCGGAAACUGGCAAUGGAAGCUACGAGGACAAUUCCCAAAUCAUAAAGUACUCGGAGAUGCUGGAUGGGAGAGGGAGGAUCACUGCCACCUUUUCGAAUCUGCAGCAUAAUCCCAUAACUCUGCUAACACGCCCAGAGCCACCAAUCAAACUGGAAAACUUGGAGGAAUCGACAAAUCGUAUCAGUCUGGCCUUGGAGAUCCAAGAAUCUGAGACCAACACUGAAUCAGACGAUCAAUGGGAAUGUUCCUCAAACCCCUGUAAAAAUGGAGGUACUUGCGUGAAGGGGAUGGACUCAUACAUGUGUGAUUGUGAAACAGGAUUCAAGGGAAAACACUGUGAAUUAUUUUGUAAGAAGCUGCCUCAUCCCUGCACACGCCUGUACUCUGAAACUAAAUCUGUUCCAGUGUGGGAGGCCAGUGUUUUCCAGCUUAAGUAUAAAAGAAUUUACAAAGUUCAUCAGGAUACCUGCUACAAAGAGGUUUGUGAGCCUGUUGUACACAGAAAACCCAGAAACAGAAGGUUGUUCAGACAUUAACUAAUUACUGGGCCUUCUAGCUGAUGCAAGUAAGGAGAUCAAAAAUCAGAAGACAACGGAAGAAUGGGUGCUAGUUAAUCAAAUCCACCACAAGUUAACGCAUUGUAAAGACACGGCCACCCAUUCUAGAGUCAGCCAUAACGUCCUAAUGUCACUUUGUUCAAUUUGGGGAUGUCAGAGUCGGAAAACAAAAAAUCAGGACAGCUGAAAUUUGAUCAACACAUAAGUAACUGAAGAAGAUUGCGUGUGUGGAAGGAAGUGAGGGGAGAGCAGAUGCACACACUUGUCUUUGUGUUCAAGCAGAGAGAAGAGAGUGAGUGACCAAUCGAGUGAGUGAAUGCCCGUGGUACAUGGGUGCAUUUGAGUGCGAAUCUGUCUGUGUAUUCACUUCUGUGCGUCUGACGUGUGUACGUUCUUCAAGCUGAGAGACGUGACUGCUGGGAAUUUGGAUUGCGUUCUCGUAGUGGUAGAGUUGUGCAGACUUCGAUCAGACAAGUGUGGCUCCAAUAUAUUGUGUAUAAUACAGAGCCCCUCAGACUGCCUGACAGCGUGCUUAAAGCCCCUACCUCUCUUGCUGUACCAGUUCGGUAUUUCCAUUCAUGUUAAGCUUAUGCUAGUUAGAAUUAAAAUAUUACAACAGUU